Molecule: messenger RNA, 2074 nt
Organism: Pecten maximus
Lineage: Eukaryota; Metazoa; Mollusca; Bivalvia; Pectinida; Pectinidae
Product: mucin-5AC-like
Exons: 18
Coding region: 135-1982 (615 amino acids)
Source: RefSeq, a predicted model, not a curated record
AAAUCAUAAUAAUCAUGAUGAAAACAACUAUGUACAGAUAAUUGUUACGCGACUGGUGCCUAUCAUUAGUAGGUCACGUACAUAUCGCUAUCUCCAGUUUUAUACAACCAGAUAUUCUAACACACGACAUACAAAUGUCUGCAGUCAUGGAUUUCGCUCGGAUAGCACUCGUCUUUAUCUCUGUAUGUACUGCAGUACAGGGCCAGCUUCCAUGUGAUGAUAUCUUCACAGGGAGGAUUUCCCCGCCAGCAGACUGUUCGGAUGGCGGAGAUUCGCCCGAGAUUGACCCCAGAUGUAGGAUAGACCUUGGCGCACAUCCACUUAACAACCCUAGCCAUAUCGUCAAAGUAACUCUCGACAACGCUUUGAAGAGCAAUGUUAAAUUAUGUUUUGGAUGUCCCGAGAAUAACUUUGUUGACCAGUGUAACACCGUCAUUGCCUGUCAUCCGCGUACGGUAUGCUUCAACGAAAGUCACCUAAACCAUGAUGACACUCCUCACAUUCGACAUAUGUAUGGAUGUAUGUGGGCCUCCGAUCAUGUUACAUCCCAGGGGCACAAAUGUCAUCAGCCAGAUCACGGAUCAGAGUCCGGAACUAGGACAUGCGACCAUCCUCACCUGUGUAAUGGAGACGCCAAUCAUUUACAACGUAUUGCUGAUAUAAUCUAUUCACUUCAUCCCACUACAACCACGACGAUGGUACCGACUACUAAAGCUACAACGCCCAAACCGACUACUACAACUGUACCGACUACAACUUCAGUACCGAUUACUGAAGCUACAACGCCCAAACCGACCACUACAGCUGUACCAACUACGACGUCAAAACCAGUUGUCAUAACUGCACCAUCUACAACAGCUUCACCAAUAGCAUCAAAUGCUAAGCCUUCAACGUCCACAAAUGGUCAAACAUCAAAUCCUCAAUCAACACCUUGUAAACAGGGAGACGGUUCGCUGAUGUGUGUUGACAAGGACGAUCCACCUUACUUCACAUGUAAAGAAUUUGACCACGACAUGGGUUUAUGUGGCUGGACGUCCACUCUGGGACACGAUAGUGCCGUUAGGGACUGUCCACGGUAUUGUGGAUUCUGCGACGAAUAUUGCCAGAAGCUGUACGAUUCGCAAGCUACGACAUCAACAACUACAACAUCAACACCGACAACUACAACAACAACACCAACAACUACAACAACGACACCAACAACUACAACAACAACAGCACCGACAACUACUACAACAACAGCACCGACAACUACAACUACGACACCAACAACUACAACAACAACACCAACAACUACAACAACAACACCCACAACUACAACAACAACACCGACAACUACAACAACAACACCGACAACUACAACAACAACACCAACAACUACAACAACGACACCAACAACUACAACUACGACACCAACUACAACAGUAACAACAACAUCAACUACAACUACGGUACCGACAACUACAACAACGACACCGACAACUACAACAACUACGGUACCGACAACUACAACAACUACGGUACCGACAACUACAACAACAUUAACAACAACGGACACUACUGUAGCAGCACCAACAACACUGUCGACGUUGACAUCAUCAGCGCCUUCUGAACCGUCUACUAUAAUAACGACUGCCGCGCCGACUGUUCCUCCGUGUGUGGACAAAGACAGCACAUGUCCUGGACUUGCAAGCUUCCUGUGUUCAUCCAAAGAGCCCGUCUCUCAGGCCUACGCCAAGGAAAGCUGUGCUAAAACCUGCAAUUUGUGUUUGGCGACGACAGCGACGACUCCUCCACGGCCCUCUGUACCAUGUGAAGACCAUGCCCUCAACAACAUAUGUGCCUCCAUGACUAAUGUGCUAUGUACAUCACAAGAUGCUCAUACUAAAAACUAUGCCAUUGCUAACUGUGCUAAAACCUGCAACCUCUGUACAGAAUACUUUCAACAACUCUCUGCAUCGGCACUACCAUUGCUGGGAUAGAGGACUGCUGGUUUGGUAUUGCUGGGAUAGAGGACUGCUUGUUUGUAUUGCUUGUUUUCAGCUAUGUAUAAUAAAAUCUGUACAAAUCUUUA